AUGGGUGAUGCGGCGUCGACAACAUCGAUGCCCCCACCGACCGCUGGUACCACGACUGCAACUGCGCACCCAACCUCGAAAGCAAUAGCGGCCGGAGCGACACCAACGACGACGACGACGACGACAACGACGACGACAGCCGUUCAUGAGCAAUCGCCCGAGGCACCGCACCCUCACGCCAUGAUGACGAGUGACGAGGUCGAUGCUCUUGUUCAUUCCUACCUCCAAGAGUCGGGUAAGUGACGGGGUCAGGGCGAGGCGCGAGGCGGGGCACCGUCCUGGGUGGAUCUGGGCCUGGCGCGGGCGAGUAUUGUGUGUGAUGCCUGGCGGGCGGACGACCCACGACGACCCAGCACGACGACGACGACGACGACGACGACGAUGGGGACGCCAAUCCGAUGGAUGAAUGUCACACUCCCCGCUCGACGUGUCCCGACGUGUGCAGCGAAUUCCGGGAACAUACAUGAUGGCAUGUUGGGUCGGCCAUGGUGCGUUGCAGUGUACGCACGGGGGCAUCGGUCACGCCCUCCCUCCGCCCCUUUGCCCGCCUGCUCGCCGCCCGCCAUUUGACGUUUCGAGCCAGCGCGAGCGCCAACACAAAGCAGCCCCAUGGGAUCGUCGCUGUCGUUCCCAACCUCCGGCGCUCAAGCUUCAUUCCGACCCACCACAUUAUCAACAUCAACUGACACAUCACUGCCUCUCGGCUCCCGCAGGCUACACUCACACAGCCUUCUCGCUCAUGCACGAGUCGUCGCUCGCUGGUCCGACCUCGUCGUCGUCCUCGGCGGCUUCGACACCCAUCAACGGACGCAAGAACGCCCUCAAUGCAGUGCUCGACCACUCGAUCCCGCCAGGUCAUCUCGUACGGAUACUGCAAAAGGGGCUGCUCUACCUCGAAGCGGAGGCACGGUAUCGAGGCGUCAGUCCAGCACACCCGCUCCCAAGUGAUCACUUUACCAACGUCCCUCGACUCGCCAGCUGACUUGAUCUCUACAUCGUGCGGUCUUCAUAGGACCCCAAGGAACUUUCACCACGGUUGAUCGGGUACACGAUCCCCAACACAAUGCCGCUACCACCGUUACCCAGGGUCGUGCACAAGCAGCCCUCGCCCACAUUACCCACAGCGACAACAACAGCUGCGAGCGCCGCCCAAUCCACCUCAACACCAUCCACUUCUUCCGCUGUUCCACCCCAGCAACCGUCUGAACCCAGCGCAGCCGCAGCAGCACCUCGAGCGUCGACCCAAGCAACCUCUUCGAACAAGUCCGAAAAGGCCAAGGGAAAAGAGAAGGAGUUGAGCGCCAGCUCGACAUCCAAUCUGAAUGGCAAGCGAAAAGGAUCGGACCGGGACUUUGUCAGCUCCGAGGUCGGCAAACGACCCAAGAUGACCGCCAGCGACGGCUCCUCCAAGCGAGGACCCAAAGCGAAUGGCGCCCAUGCCGAUGAUGCGAUGGAGGUCGACGCGGCGUCACCGGCUGCCCCGACGACGACCACGGCGACGACGAAGAAGAAUGGACAUUCUGCCAGUUCGACACCUCGGUCCGUCUCUCCGAACGUGCAGAGAAAACCGAAAUCGAUCCAAACAAGUGCCGAUGGCGUUGCCAAUCCAAAAAAGCGACCCACAUCAAUGUCGAGCACCGGGGCAGGGUCGGCCAGCGUCACGUCGACACCGACGAGUCCAUCCGAUACGACAACACCAUCCGAUCGUAGGGCGUCAUUGCCCGACGGGGAGAAGCGUAGUCAUGCCGAGCUGGUCAAGAUCAAGGCCGAAGAUGGCAGCGCACUCGACGAUUCGAACGACAAGAAGAAGAAGAAGCGGGGUGCUAAGCCUUCGAACGGGCCACCGCAUAAGCCUAGCUCGAGCGACUCGGCCGAAGUCUUUCCGACGGUCGACACAUCGAGAGCGUUGAAGUGGUCGGCGGAGAAGGGGCCUGUCAGGUUACUGCAGGGUCACACGAUCGCGGUGAGUGCCUUGCGUGCUGGUCACCUUUAGCCAGAGGGUGCAAAUGCUCAUUCGAACCCCCUUACUCGAAUCUUCUUGCAGAAAAUUCAAGCUUGCGCAUGGAACCCCAAGGUGCCAUCUCUUCUCGCAACGGGUGCCACGGACUCGACAUGCCGGAUAUGGGACGUGCCUUCCACACGAGCAUCUUCGUCCUCGCAGCAUCGAGACGUGCUCAAGGACAACAUCACACUGAAGCACUCGUCGGCACAACGACGCGUCGACGUGGGCGCAAUCGCCUGGGAUCCCAGCGGGUCGUUGCUCGCUACAGGAAGCGAAGAUGGCAUCGCCCGGAUCUGGACUGCUUCCGGUGAUCUGCAUCUCGUCCUGUCGAUGCAUCAACGCGCAAUCUUGUCUUUGCAGUGGAACCGGCUUGGAACGAUGCUUCUGACGGGGUCGAUCGACGGUACCGUCUGCCUCUGGGAGAUCAGCAGCGGCAAGGUCAAGCAGCAGUGGGCGACGCACGCCGAUUCGGUGCUGCAUCUCGACUGGAACGACGAUCAAACUUUUGCCAGUGCCUCGUCGGACAAGACCAUCCACCUUUUCAAUGUCGCACGCAUCACACCCGUCUAUCGCUUCAAAGGGCAUCGCGAUGACGUCAACUAUGUCAAGUUCUCGCCGUGUGGGACCUUGCUCGCUUCGGUGUCGGACGACUAUUCGCUUCGUCUGUGGUCACUGCGCAACAUUCCCGGGUUCCAAAUCGAGGAAUCCAAAGCCGCCGUUGACCGCGACGAGGAGCACCUCAUCGACAGCGAGGACAAUGGUGGUCAGCUCGUGCUCGAUGGCCACACUGCCGAUGUCCACGCUCUUGCAUGGUCUCCUUCUGCGACCGCACGACCCCGGCUCGUCGCUUCGGCCUCGUUCGACAACACGGCUCGACUGUGGGAUGCCGAUGCGGGUGUCUGCUUGCACACGUUCGCGUUCCACUCGGACUGGCUUUAUUCAAUCGCAUUCUCUCCCAACGGCGCGUUCCUUGCGACCGGAUCGAACGACGGCAAGUUGCUCGUGUGGCGCGUCAAGGAUCGCUCUUUGCACCUCGAAUACACGCACACGGGACCCGUCUACGAGCUCGCGUGGAAGGCCAAUGGGAAACAAAUUGCUGUAUGCGGCAAGUCGCACGACGUUGGCGUCAUUGAUUUCGACGAGAGCAAAGGUGGAGAAGGGGGAGCCGCUGCCGCUGGGAAGGAUGCGAACCCCCCGAGUUCGACUUGA
This is a messenger RNA of Microbotryum saponariae, 3211 nucleotides long. The record is from the annotation of a GenBank genome assembly. Lineage: Eukaryota; Fungi; Basidiomycota; Microbotryomycetes; Microbotryales; Microbotryaceae.